AAAGCAUCACAGGAGCCUCUGGAUAAAGACCAGCCUCAGUAGCAAGGCUAGGAGACAGAGGAUUUCUGCUCAGUGAUAAAACAUGAAACAGAUGUGAGGAAGCAGUAUGGAGCUCAAGAGAGGGAAGACCUUCAUAAAAUCCAGUGUGCAACAUGAGAAAGUGCCACCAGUGCACACAGUUCCUAUCAACAAAGACGAUACAGGGAAAGACAAAAAGGCAGCUCUCGAGGGAAACCAAAGUGUAGCAGAAGUCCAGCUGGCAUGUUUGGCCACACACAAGAACUACAGAUUUUCUACCAGAGCAGCAAGGAAUGGAGCUGGUGACAAUAGCCUGGAAAAAUCAUCUGGCUCCUCCUACAAACUUGUAAGGAAGAGUAAAACCCAUGACUGUGUUACUGAGGUGGACAAAACAGAGCAGUGUAGCCCCACCAGCAGGGCUUGUGAGGAAGGUUUUUCUGGAAAGGGUAAGGGCCGCCUUGUCAAUAGCAUCAGCUUUUCAGGAAUGUCCAGCUCCAGCAGUAAGAAAGAGUGUGUGGUCAGCCCCAGCCAGUCUGCAUGCAGCAGUCAGAUGAUCGAUUACAGGAACUUUGUGCCACAGAUGCCUUUCGUACCAGCUGUUGCAAAAACCAUUCCUAGGAAGAGGAUUUCCCUCAAGAGAUCUAAGAAAGGGCUCAGAGAUAUAUUUCAUAUUAGAAAAAAUAAACCAGACAGCCUCACAUUCCUGGUUGAGAAGGACAAGAAUCUGUCCUCCUCAGGUUGCAAAAGUGAGUUUUCUGGGCGUCUUGCAAAGUAUCUUUUCAAAACUGGAGAAACAUUUGCAGCUGACUGCUUGUCACAAGACUGCUCAGACAGUGAACUGCAGUCUGACUCUUCCUAUGACUGCUGCAACACCCUGUGUGAAGAUGUUGCCUCACUGAAGAGCUUUGACUCCCUCACUGGCUGUGGGGAAAUCUUUGCUGAUGAGAGCUCUGCUCACCUGGAGCUGGAGAACAGCAAAGAAGUUCUGCUGAGACGAAGCAAGCACAAAGACAGCCCUGUCAUGGGCUCUUUCCAAGGGGGUGUGGAGCAGCUGGCCUCUCCUGGCCAGAAUGAGACUGUUGAAUUUGCAAAGUUUUGGGACAACAUUAACAAAUCGGUGAGGCUACAUCAGAAUGCUCUGUUUGAUAAGAAGUUACUGAAGAUACCUGGUCCUGAUGUGGAAAAGGCUAGAAGCCAGGCUGCUGCAUCUGUGACAGACCCCCAAGUGUCACCUGAUAAAGAUGGUGACAAUUCCAAAGAGAGCUCCACCGAAACAGGAACGCCAAAAAGUGACAACCAGGAAUCCACAUCCACAAGUGAUGAAGGCUACUAUGAUUCAUUCUCUCCCGGACAAGAUGAUGAAAUGAAGGAAGCUCAGACCCCUGGGGUCCCAGGUAGAUUCCCAAGAGACAGCUACAGCGGAGAUGCCCUUUAUGAGCUCUUCUAUGACCCAAACGAAGUCAAAAUAAACCCAGUCCUAGAUGAUGACUUGUGCACAUCUGAAAGCAUUUCAGAACAAGCCAUUGAAAUCCCUUUGUCCAUUUACAGCUUCCAUGUUGGAGCUGAGGAGAACAUGGCUUCCCAACCGGCUCUAGACAUUAUCAGCCAGGGUUUUCUCCACAGCACGUGGAAAGGCAAAGAAUGUUUGCUAAAGCUCUGCGAUACUGAGCUUUCACUGACCAUGGGGAUAAUAAACUGGCUGCGAAAACACUCGGGAGUUGUUUCCUCCCCUGACUCUCUUCAGGGUCCUCAAUCACUGCCAGAAAAGUCUAAUGAUUCAUCAAUGCCACACAGCCCCAGUCCAGAGCAGAAAGCGAUCACAGAAGCUCAGCAAGAGAAACCCAGCAAAGAAGAAUCUAAUACAUUUAAACUAUGUGUAUCUCUGGAUGAAAGCAAACAUGUAACCCAGGCCACUUCAGUAAAUGUUGCUGAAGGAGACCACAGCCUGGACUCUUGCCCUAACACAUCUUAUCUGGAUUUCCAAGGAAGGGAAGGGAGUCACCACAAGGAUUCAUCUACACUGCCUGGGACUGUGGAAACCACCAGAGCAUCAAGUUACGCACCGCAAUCACAGGCUAGCAGAGACAAUCUGCAGACAUCUUCAUCUGAGAAUGAGGAGGCGACAAUUUCAGAAGGAUGCGAGACAUCUGGAGAUAAAAACACACUGCCAGAAAAGCUGAACAGAGAGAGUGGCUCCCUGAGCUCCGAAAAUCCUUCAUUAGAUGAUAAUCAGGAAGUAGAAUCAUGUUACUCCUACAAGACUGCUGCAACCUCACUCCGGGAUCCCCUCGAGAAGGAGGACAUAAACAAACCGAUGUAUCACACUCUCUCUCUUUCCUGUGACAAACCGCUGCAGCCUCUCACUCUGAGGCCCUUCCAGAGCUACAUUAGCCCCACACCAACAGAGAGCAGCACUAACAUAGUGCAGCUCUUAGAGCGCUGUGUAACACAAGUGGCAUCGUUAAAAAUCAGCUAUGAAAACAAGCACUUGGAAGACAAAUACAUUGGGAAUGAAAUGAACAAUAUAAUUCGUAAGAUGUCUCAGUACAAAAACAAGUUAUUGUUGCAAAAUGAAUGCAACUGCAUUGCCCAAAAUCCAGAAUACUCCAGUAUUCCUAGCACAAACCAACACAAGUAUGAGACAAGUUUUCAAUCCAGCAGUCUGUAUCAUUUCAAGCAAAAUGGGCAGCAAAUUUGCUCUGAAGAUCAGAAAAGUGGAGCAAAAAUCCUAGAUGAGGUCACUAGAAGCAAGCUAAAUUUUGAAUAUGCCCAGCUAAAUAAUCAAGCGCUGUCCUAUUUAAAAGACUUCGCAUUUGAUCUCAGUCCAAGUGACUCUGCCGCUGCUACAACUCUUAGUAGACCAACAUUUUUACCUCUCUUUAACUCCAUCUGCUCUGACAUUCCUGCUACUUUUUCCCAAGGUUCUUACAGCAGCACCACCACCUCUCCAGCUGCCUCGCUGCAGCCCACGGAAGCCAAGCAGUGCAGCCCGGGGCCGUGGAGUUAUGCAGAACCCCCCUGCAGCAGUCUGGCUGGAGGGACCGCGCUGUCCCCUCGCCCGGAGGCAGCGACCCCGGACACAGCAGUGACAGGGAGGAACCACGAGUGAGGUGCAACGCCGAAGAAUGCAUUUGUAGAUAUGGAUGCUGCCCCCCACAAUGUGUAAUAUAGCUUGACAUAGUUCCAUGAUGUUAUAUCGAUACCAGAAUCAACGAGGAUUUCUCUCUAAAGAUCCCACCAGAGGUGUUGCAGCAGAAAAUCAUGCUAGUCUAACUGACUAAUAUAGUUAGGAGGUCCUGACAACCACACAACCCUGAAGCCAUGUUUGCAGAUGGGUUGUAACUAAUACUCUUUUUUUUUAAAAAAAAAAAACACACCCCCAACCUUCAGUAGCAUUUUGAAAAAAGUCAUGCCAUGACAAGGAGGUUUAAGAAAAAAAAGAAAGCAUAUUUCUGUCACAUUGUGCCACACAGCAACUGAAAAUACCACUAUAUUUUUAAAACAGGUAUGUGGAGAAUGAGCAUUCACUUUGGCAGCUGUUAUGAAGAAGUAAAUUUUUUUCUGUUGUAGUAAUCUUUCUUGAAUUUUACAGAAAUGCUUUAUAUAUUUUACAGCAACUGAUUAACCAUCUUAAAGCAACAAGCUUAUAGACUGCAGAUUUACUGCCUGGGGAAAGGUAUUUUAUAAACAUACAAAUAAAAAUAUCAGGAAGCAUAAUAUAGCAUGCCCUAUAUUGUCCAAAGACAUGUGUUUAUCAUGUAGCAGAAAUGGUGAAUAGGAUAAAGAGGUAUACUUGAAAAUCGCCAUCAAAAAGAUAACUUCUUUGAUGCUGUUUUGAAGGAGAGAAAACAUGUUGUUUAUAUCCAUUAUAAUAGCUGUACAUAACUUGUACAAACUCUUUCCAAUUUAAAAACCAGUCUCAGAAGUACUAGAUAGGAUACAUUUCUAACUCAGUUUUCUUUUUUUUGUGGCAUCCUUGGAGUCAGUUUAACAGAACAGUCAUUAUUUUCAUAUCUCAGUUCAAAUCUGGUCUUAUGCUCUGAGAAUAAAUUGAAAAAAAACAACUAUGCCUCGUAGAUGGAGCCAGAUGAUCAAAUGGUCCCAUCUGGCCAUGGUAUGUUUGAAGACAUGUUAACAACCUCCUCAUCGAGUAACCUGCCUCAGAUAGUAUUUAGAAACAGUAUCUUUGCCCUGAGAUUUGCUGUCUUAGAGAAAAGUGGAAGAAGGAUCUAUGAGGCUGAGGACUGAAUCAAGGGAAAAAUAAUUCCUUUGUGACUCAAGAGUGAGUUUACACCUUGGUACAGAAGGUAACACUACUCCUAAAAUUCACUGAAGUGGGGAGGAAUUAAUUUCAUUCAGCUUUAUUCAUUAAGGUAACUGUCUGUAUAGUGUCUAUAGUAAACAGAAGACAACAAGAAACUACAGAGGUUGAUGAAAGACUGGAAAUAUACCAUUCCCUCUCUAUUGACAAUAUAAGGCAAUAGACAAAUAACUUAGAUUAGAUGCUAGAACUGUGAUGUCUAAAGUUAAGAUGAUUUCUACCUUAAAUCAUCUAUAACGCCAAGAAUAUAUAACCACAGUAAUUAAAUGCUGUCUGCAUUUUGCAGAUCUGGACUUUAAAAAAAGCAUAAUGCAUCAAGUCUAUAAUGCUGGAAGAUGAAAUCAUGUCCCCUAGAUAUGGUAUGCACUUUCUCAGUAUUACUCUACAAUUACCGAGAAGGGAGAGGUUUUCUCUCCACCACUCCAAGACUGCCGAUACAGUCAACUUGCAGAAUGCAGUCAAUUUACCACAAAUAUCUCAUGAAAAUAUAGACUAUAGGUGCCCAAGACCUUCUUCCAUGGCACAAAACUAUGUCUCUGAAGACUGCUAAGAAUUUUCCAUUUAAAUGAUAAAAGCCUGAAAUGCCAAGCAGUUCCUCAUACAGGCGUUCUUUUGUGAAAUGCUAAAUGACACAUUAGAUUUGGGCUAGUCAAAUAAUAAUGAACAUAAGGCUUAACAUUCCAGCAACAGACAGAGUCUGUACAAAAACUAGUUGUUCUUCAUGCAAGUGAUUCUUUUCCUUUUGUAAUUAUUACACUAGCCUCCUUCACCACCUUCACUCACCAACAAUCUCUGGUAACAGAGUAGUCUUGUAACAUACUGUGCAACUCCUCCCUGGAUUUCAGGUUGAGUAACCAACAUCAUGGAGGAAAAGAAAGGCAAGAGAAGGAGAAAAGUCACUUUGCUGCCAUGUGGCAAAGUAGACAGUAUUCCAGAGGAGACUAUUCUUUCUCCUGCAUUACAGGCACAGAGCAACAAAUGACUUGUCUGGCACUAUUUACCUCCCAAAUUGGUGUCUUCUUUCGACUGCUGCUGUUCCUCUCCCUGUAAGUCCUACUCAUCUGUCAGAGCUACCCCGACCCUGCUGCUGCCUACAUUAAAAGUAACCAGAUCUCAUCUCUUGUGGUCUCUGCCCUUCAUGCAGAGAGGCACAAACGGCUUCCCUCUGUGGAACUUCUUCUGCUCCCCUCAAUGACAUUCAAGCCAGGCUCUGGGGCAGUGCUGGUGCCUGGACAGUGAUUCUCUUCUGAUACAAACCACAUGGAAUGAGUGCAGACAGGGAGGAUGAGCUUUUACACCUCUUAAGUGGUACCAGCCCUGACACACAUACCCCACAGUUUCUUCUGUCGGGGGCAGCAGGGAGACACGUAGAUUUAUAAGCCAUCUGCAGCUGUUGAGAUUAUGAACAUGUCUAGUUCUAACAAUAAGUGUAUUGCACUCUGAGAUUCAAAGGUCCUGGGUUCAAUCCAUGAUGCCAGAAGAACAACUGUGGAUCUGCAUUACACACCACGGAAAAAAUGCCUGUGGGUAGUCUAUUCUAAUUCUCCCUGUGGAGUUGCAUGACUGAUAGUGCAAUGUUGGGGGAAGCUCAAAAAUCUUCAGGGCCAAAUCAUUCUCCAUUUAAAGAACUAACAGAAAAUCUACCUCCUCAAGAUCAUAUUGAAUAAGGUGUUUACCAGGAUUGACUGUAAACUAGUUUGGAGGAAAAUCUUUAAAUUAAACUUGUUAUAUUACACAAGCAACGUUUCCUUAGGAAAUGAAGACAUGCUGGUGAAAUGAAUCCAUACAUGUGAAUAUUCAAUUUCUCAUGCAGCGUGUAGCUGUGAGAACAAGUUCCUUCAUCCUGCUUUCAGCCUAACAUGCUGCCAUUCCCUUUUGAUGUUAAAUGGCUUAUUAACUUUUAAAUGGAUAAUACAGAAAAUUAGGAUAAAUUCUGAAAAACUUUGCACAGAGUUUUGUGGCUACAAAAUUUCAGAUCAGCUUCUGUGAAACUGCUCAUAUAUUUCCUGUCCUGUUUUUACAAGAAUGGAAGCAAUGACCAGUUGUGUCCCCACAUAAGAUCAGAAUAAUAAUUAAAAGAAGAACAAUACCUCUGUGCUAAAACAAACUCCAAAGAGGAAAAAAGAUAUUUUUCCUAUCUCAUGGUUCACUAAAAUGUAAAAAAACAUUCUGGAAAAUUUAUUUUUAAAAAGCUAUAUUCUGCUAAAGAUAUCAAUCCUAGAUAUUCCUUCUUUUAAUGUAGAGUUCACUGGGGUUUCAGAGGUGCCUUGGGAACUUCCAGCACAUAAACUAGGUACCUGAAUACCCUUGGUAAAAUUGCACUCACUGCUUUGAAUGGAGAGAGCACUCACCACUGUACAGAACUGGAGUAUAAAUAACCUCAUCCUAGUAAAAAUGUCUGGAAAAAAUGUAGGAAGAAGUAUCCGACCCACAUGAGCUGUCAAGUAAGUGUUCCCUCCAAAAGCAAAGUAUUAAAAUGGCAUUCAGGUAUUCCAGCCAAAUGUAACUUAUGUGAACUUAGCAACAAGUCCUAAAUAAAUAUUUUGCUUCACUUAUAAUAUUUCAUUGUUCUAAGUUGGAGCAUUUGGUGGCAAGAUAUUGUAAAUGCUCACUCUUCGUAGCAAAUACAGGAUGCACAGUAAAGUUGCAGGUAAACUGUGGGAUAUUUAAGAGAGAACAAUGUUACAUAUUCCAGCUUCUACUUAAUGAAAAGGAUAAAGGCCAGUGGCACUCUUGGAUGGACAAUGUGCAAGUUGUGCAAACUUGUUAAGUUCAAGAAUAGGGAAGAAAUCUGAAACAGGUACCAUUUAAAAAUAUGAGUAGCAGAUUAAUAAAAUUUUCAGUACAUAUAUGAUUUAUUAUGUAACUAAGAUACAUGCAUUUA
Molecule: messenger RNA, 7223 nt
Organism: Tyto alba (common barn owl)
Lineage: Eukaryota; Metazoa; Chordata; Aves; Strigiformes; Tytonidae
Gene: AMER3
Product: APC membrane recruitment protein 3
Exons: 3
Coding region: 107-3127 (1006 amino acids)
Biological process (GO): regulation of canonical Wnt signaling pathway
Cellular component (GO): plasma membrane
Molecular function (GO): phosphatidylinositol-4,5-bisphosphate binding; beta-catenin binding
Source: RefSeq, a predicted model, not a curated record